AUGUCGACUGAAGUCAAAACAAAGCGAACUGUGCAACCUAAAUACAUUACAAGUGAUUUUCAAAUGAGACCUUUAGGGUGUUUAAGGAAUAAACGGGAUUUAGACUCAGAAGAUGUUGAGGAUGUGGAUGGCAAGAUAGUUUACAAUGGCGACCAAGACGAAACCAGACCACCCAAUAAAAAGAUUAUUCAACUACCGAUGUUAAAAUUAAAUCUCGAAUCGUUGACAGGUUCAAGUAAUAACGAAGACAAUAUAGCACUUGAAAGUACAAGGAAAACACUUCGCACACUUAUCGAUGAUUGUAAACGUGAAUUACAAACAACGGAGAUUAAAAACUAUGAAUUUAUAUCACCUGUGAACAACUCUCAAAAUAACAACCCCGGGGAGGUGAAAUCAUAUAAUAAGCAUUCUGUUGAGAAAGUAAGACUACGAAAUAGACUUCCACCAUUAAAACGUAAGGAUAGUGAAGGAAAACAACGGAAACCUCUUGCUAAAACACCAGAUGCUAUUUGUUCGGUGGCUUUUACUAACCAGAUAUCAGAUACAGUUGGUCAGGAAUAUUUAGAUUAUUUGGAUGACAUUUCACCUCGCGAUGCCGACCAGGGUGACGAUCUCCCAGUAGCAAUCAUUCCAGAGACUAAUUCACCUACUGAGUUAUAUCCAGAAAUGGCCUCUUGGAAUAGUUACACUGAUAUCACACCAACCAGAAAGGGAUCUUACAAAGGUUGUUCUAAGCAUGAAUACUUGUUGAAGAAGCACAGAUUCCAACGUGAACUUAUGGAAGAAAGAAUUCGAGCUCGACAAGACGUGAAUUUAUCGUGGGUCAACAUCAAUCAUUCUGGAUAUAAAGCUAGCCCUAUUUACCGAUAUACCACUUACCAACAAAAACCCGUUACUGAACUUAGUCCUCAACCACAGCAACCGCCACCUUCCAAUGAUCACUGUCCAAUGUGUACAAUGUAUAGAUCUGAACGCAUCCCUACAGCCUGUCCUCCCAAUUCACCGAGAUGCCAUAUUGGAGUGUUAGGUCAGCACGAGGAAACUAUACAGGAAAUCGAAGAUGAAUAUACAGCAAGAUCAAUUGAUCAUUUCAACGAUGGUAACACAAUGGAACCAAUGUCAACAUACAAGUUGGCACAGAAACAAGGAUUUAGAGGCUCAAAACCUCCAAUAACAUUUAAAAUGGCCUUUUGUAAGUGA
This is a messenger RNA of Lottia gigantea (owl limpet), 1200 nucleotides long. RefSeq lists its product as hypothetical. Lineage: Eukaryota; Metazoa; Mollusca; Gastropoda; Lottiidae. Bases 1 to 1200 code for a protein of 399 amino acids. The transcript has a single exon. The record is from RefSeq and is a predicted model, not a curated record.